Molecule: messenger RNA, 1171 nt
Organism: Actinia tenebrosa (Australian red waratah sea anemone)
Lineage: Eukaryota; Metazoa; Cnidaria; Anthozoa; Actiniaria; Actiniidae
Product: vitelline membrane outer layer protein 1
Source: RefSeq, a predicted model, not a curated record
GUUGAAAAGAGCCAAAGUUUGCGAAAAUCGGAUUUGCUUAUUCGAUACCGAUACCUUAUUAAUGUCGACUCUGGUUGAUGUGCUGGUGGGAAGUACCACUCUAGUUUGGUGGAGUACCUGAGAAAAAGCAGCGUUGGAAGAAUAGAGGAACUCACGAGCUUCACCUAUCGUAUGGUGAAGCUUUAGAAGUCUGACUUGAUCUGUCCAGGACCAAAACAUGGACAACAUAACCUGACUUCUACAUCACGUACGAGAAGACUGCCUCAAAAUAGUAUUGCUUUAAGGUCUAUAUAACUCUUGAACAUGGCAAUGUUGAUCUACACACUUGUGUUGUGUCUCGCCUCGUGGUCUGUAGAUGCAACCGGUCAGAACAGAAGUGAUUAUGUAGGUUCUAUCCAACCCUACACCUACACUAGCUGGGGCUCCUGGGGCCACAAAGACUGGUGCACAGAAGGUUCCUAUGCGUACGGUGUUACUCUCAAGGUUGAAGGAAAACAGGGCAAGGGAGAUGACACAGCACUCAAUGGAAUCAAGCUGCUUUGCAGAACCUACUGUGGGGCACAUUCUAAUAGCAUCACGUCCAGCGUUAUGAUAUUUGGAAACUGGCAGCAGACAAAGAAUUGCCCAGCCGGUAAUUUUCUGAAAGGCGCUUGGGUCAGAUCUGAGCGACAAGGGAGCGUGGAUAACACAGCCGUGAAUAACUAUGAUUUUCUCUGCGAACAUUUCCAUUACACGAGCCACAUUUACCACCUACAAGGUAAUGGCAUGCCCUGGGGUUCAUGGACUGCCCGACAAGAGUGCCCCACUGGUUCGUACAUUUGUGGUCUCAAAACCCAAGUGGAGCCAUCGCAAGGUAGAGGAGAUGAUACUGCUCUCAAUGACGCCAGAUUCUACUGCUGCAGAUUGACAAAAACGAGCUGCUCUGGUCGGCGCUAAAAUCACCAGGAAAGAUGAGCUUAUCCCAGAACACAGGACAAACCAGGCAAAACUAAAUGAACCUAAAGGUGUUAUUUAAAUCAGACGUUCAAUUUAGCAAAAGAAUCAAAAACUAAGUAAAAGAAACUGACAAAUUAACGAUAAAUAGUAAAAAUGUGUGAAGUAAAUUAAAGGGAAAGUUAAAGAUUGUAAGAAAAUACACUUGUCCAACAAAAUAAAUACCAGAUGCAGUCUA